AUGGGGCGCAGCAUGCUCGCGGCUCUCGGGGGCCUCCGGGGCCUCCGCCUAGGGCGCAUCUUCCGCAGGCCUCCGGGAGCGCACGGAGAAGCAGCGACACGGCCCAUAGCGCCCCUGCGGCCUCGGGGUCUGCCCCGCUACUGCAGCGGCCGGGCCGCCAGCGGCUCUGAGCCCCAGGGUCCAGCAGGAAAGGUCCACCGGGUCCCCGCCGAGUACAAGCCUUCGCAAUUCGAUAAGAAAAUCCUGGUGUGGACCGGGCGUUUCAAAGCGAUGGAGGACAUCCCGCCUCGGAUCCCUGCACACCUAAUUUGGUAUAGCAGAUCAAAGCCAGAUGGAUGGGUAAAAAAGAUCAUAUCUUCUGGGCUCCAUCUGGAACAAAAGCCAGAAAUGAUAGAUGCUGCAAGAAACAAGGCUCGAGUGAAAGCUUGUUACAUAAUGAUUGGACUCACCAUUAUCGCCUGUUUUGCAGUGAUCGUCUCAGCCAAAAGGGCAGCAGAACGACAUGAAUCCUUAACAAGUUGGAACCUGGCGAAGAAAGCUAAGUGGCGUGAAGAAGCUGCACUGGCCGCACAAGCUAAGGCUAAAUGAAAUUCCGAGAGACACGGUGUUAAUCAGAGGAUCAUUACUAUUACCAAAACAAUAAAAGAUAGGUAAAACAGAAUAUUUAAUGAAAUAACUGCCAUGGUUUUAAAGAGAAGCAAAAAGUCUUUUUAUUUUUAUUUUCAGUAAAAUUUUACUGAAGUGGAACUGUAUUCAGAAAAGUGCACAGAGUGUGUAUAGCUUGAUACCUAUUUCCAUAGUGAACACACCUGCAAAACCACCUCCCAGGUCAAGAUGCAGAACACCAGUAACAUCUCAGAAACCUCUCCUCUACCCUCUGUCAGUCAUUACCAUCCAAAGGUAACCACUGUUGUGAGUUUUAUCACCAUAGAUGAGUUUUGCUUGUUUUUGAAAUUUAUAUUAAUAGAAUUACACAAUAUGCAUUUGUGAGGGUGAAUUCUUAGAUUCAACAUUAUGUUGUGAGAUCCUUACACAAAUUUUGUGUAGCAUGAGUUUAUUCAUCCUUGUUUUGUUAAAGUAUUCCAUUGUGAAUAUGCAACAGUUUAUCUGGAUAUUUGGUCCAGUUUGGGGUCGAUACAGAUAAUGCUAAAAUGAGCACUCUGUGUAUAUCAUUCACUAAGUGUUCUUCAAAAUCUAAAUUUUCAACCAAAUUUCCACUGUAUUUGGGUAGGACUCUUGCACUGACUGAGAGGAAUGUAAAACUAUCAACUUUAGACUUUUUUAAGGUAAAUAUAUAUGCUAAGAUUUCUAGGGUAAUGAGAAAAUAUGAACCCUCAAACAAGUAGAGAUUUUUUAAAAAUAGACAACUGAAUUUAGUCGAAAGGCAGAAAAGGGGGAAGGGAAAGAAAAAGAGAGAAUAGAAAAGAGAAACAGGACAAAAUAACAUGGUUAAAAUGAAUCCAGAUUUAUUGGUAUUCCAAAUAAAUGAGACAAACUGGUAAGUGAAGACAAAGAUACUUGAAAUGUAUUAAAAACAGUAGUACACUGUAUAGAAAGGACACUACCAAAACUAUAGAAUACUAUAUAGACCAUUACAAGAGCACAGAUUCAUAGAAUAUAAAAAUGGGGAUUUUGUCAAUGGAGAAAUGAAAAAACCAAAUAGACACCUAUCUUCAAUACAUUAACUUUCCUAAAGCUUGUUGAUUCAUCAGUAGAGAAUGAAACCAAACAUCAACCAGGUAUUUUAUCUUUUAUGACAGAAUUGCCUUAUGGCCAAUUAGGUUGUAAAAAGGUUUGAAGGGAAAAUGCUUAAAGCAAAGAUGUUUACAGAAAAAUUGCCUAGAACAGAGAUUGGGAGCAGGACUUCUGUUGUUAGUCCUCUUUUGUUUUAGUUACUUCAUCUUAUUAACCAAUCUGUUCCCUGUCACCUAAGUUUUUUUUAACAUUAGUAAAUCCUAGACCAAAGGUUUUGUACUCUUUCCUUCUGUAUACUUACUGCUUUUUUGGGUGGUGGCCAUUCUCUAGUGCCCUGGUACAGAAGAUUUCACCAUGAAAAACUAUGAUUGAACCUUCAAUCUGAUCUCAUUUUCAUCUUGGCAUAAUAAGGCUGCUGUGUCUUCAGCUUUCAGCAGCAAAAUCUAUUGUUCCCACCAAAAGAACUAAGAGAAAUAUUCUCAAUUAGGUUUCAACUUGUUUGUUUUAUUUUAAUUCAUGUAUCACAUAAGCUGCAAAUAAAAUUUGUAAUAACUA
Messenger RNA from Neogale vison (American mink), 2250 nucleotides. It is a transcript of the gene FAM162B, whose product is annotated as family with sequence similarity 162 member B. The transcript has 5 exons. The coding region runs from base 1 to 588 and encodes 195 amino acids. NCBI's taxonomy places the organism in Eukaryota, Metazoa, Chordata, Mammalia, Carnivora, Mustelidae. The record is from RefSeq and is a predicted model, not a curated record.